Molecule: messenger RNA, 390 nt
Organism: Adineta steineri
Lineage: Eukaryota; Metazoa; Rotifera; Eurotatoria; Adinetida; Adinetidae
Source: the annotation of a GenBank genome assembly
AUGAAUCGUUUUGAUCAAGAUACUGAUAUUAAAGUACGUUCAACAAUACGUUUUCUAAAUGAAACAAUUCAAUAUAAUGCCAAUGAACCAUCAUUAGCUUUUUAUCGAAUCCAAGAACAUGUACAAAAAAUGUUACCAACAAUGAUACAAAAACGAAAUGAACUUGAGAAUUUAAAGGAACAAAUGAAUGGCCUUGUUUUCGAUAUUGAAUAUAGUAUGGAUGCUGUUAAAGAUGUUGGAACUAGUGUUGAACAUGUUGAUAGUAUUGUUAAAAAUUUAGAAAAAGCACGUUAUCUUAGUGAACAAAUAAGUUUAAUUCGACAAAAACAAAUUCAACAACAAUUAUUUGAAAAAAAAGAUGGUCCAUUACCAUCCGUAUUAAAAAUUUGA